GCUUUCCAGUUAUGCGUUUUUCGCACGCACGCACGCACGCACGCACGCACGCACGCACGCACGCACGCACGCACGCAAGGAAAUGUUUAAACCUUGGUAAAGGUUUUUAUAUUUAACAAAUCAAUUUACAAAUGCACACAAACGUGGGUGAAAAACGCAGGCGCCUUAUAGGUACUAAAUUGUCUGAUCGAGUUCUCUCUCUUUUCCUAUAGCAUGGCGCGCGACAUUCCAUUUCGGAGACCACUUUGGUUGCCUCAGGAGAUCGUUAUACCUCCUCGCUUGCAGACAUGUGAUAGAGUUAGCAGAUAUUGUACCGACACAUAUAAAGCUAAACGAAGGGCCAUUGGUUUAAAAUUGAACGCACGCAUCGUGCACGAAAAAAAAACAACGUCUGAUCUUAAGAAAAAUGAUAUCCUCGUUGGAGACAUAGUUGCCAGUACUAUACUAGUUGGUGGUGGUGCCGCUCUUGGUGCCGCAGGUGGCGCCGCUCUUGGAGGCGCUGCAGCAUUAGGUGCAGAGAAAGGCGCCGAAGUUGGAUUAGUAGGUGGAGGACCUCUUGGGGCAGGCAUUGGGCUUGUAGCUGGUGCAGUGGGCGGAAUUUUUAUUUUCUGGGUGGGAAAAAAGAUGUUUAAGCCUAAAGAGGAAGAACACACGAUACAAAUUGAUAGGUACACGCGUAAGCCAGCAAAGACCGUUGGUGAUCCUUCACCGUUGAAUCUUCGCGACCAAGUCACAGAAAGAGAAAUCGAAAUUAAUGCUGCAAUUAACCCAAUCCACGCACUUGGCGAAGACGCUAAACAAUGGUAUUAUUUGGCUCGUUUAGGCCGUUAUUGUUGGAUAGAAAGAGGUCAAGUUGAUGAUCCAGCCCAACACAGGCUUGCUGCAGAAUGCGCAUACGAUAUUGCCACUGCGUGUCAUAUGAACCUUGGCGUAUUUCAGUGGCCAUGAGGCAUGACGUCUAUGAGAAACAUAAAUAUGUAGUUUGUAAGCAUGAAAGCAUACCUGACAAAAACAUCGCUUGUAAUUACAGUAAUACAGGACCAUCUGAUAGUAUAUACACGCUAUUAUAGCUCGUUUUGAACAUGCGAAGUGACGUCAUACUGUAGAUGUGUUUAUAAUAGAUAAAUAGAUAAGUUCUUUAAUAAUUUUACAUUGGAGCCCUCAAUAGUAUACGCACGAUUCUGGAUAUUAAUUGUUUAUAAUAUUGGUCAUAGAGGCCAGUGUCAGAAUAUUACUAGGUAAUGAGUCUUAAUUAUUAUACGCAUAUUACCUAAUUUAUCCGUACUAUGGUAUUUGUUGUUGGGUAUAUUAACAUGAUUAUAAAGAUGGAUCUUGGAAGCUCGAUGUGCGUGUAAGCUAGGCUGUAUGUUGUUGUAGAUAACCAAUUGUCGUAAUGCGCGCGCUAUUUUCUCUCUGAUAGAUGAAAAACAAAUUUUGAAAUCGUCAGCUAAUUUUGGUGCAUCUUUGCUUGGUUUUGAUUUCUGUUUUCUGAAUAGAAUUUCAUUAUUGACUUUCAAAAAGCUCCAGAGUUAUUUUGCAUUUGUUAAUCCCUUUGCUGAUGUAAUGCUUUUGACGUUGUCCUAAUUUUGAUUUAACGGAAUUUCGGGCAUUUUAAUGGUUUAACUAAUCAAUGGAC
Paramuricea clavata is the source of this 1636-nucleotide messenger RNA. The record is from the annotation of a GenBank genome assembly. NCBI's taxonomy places the organism in Eukaryota, Metazoa, Cnidaria, Anthozoa, Malacalcyonacea, Plexauridae.